Molecule: messenger RNA, 828 nt
Organism: Ceratotherium simum simum (southern white rhinoceros)
Lineage: Eukaryota; Metazoa; Chordata; Mammalia; Perissodactyla; Rhinocerotidae
Source: RefSeq, a predicted model, not a curated record
AUGCCCUGUGGAGUGGAGUUUUUAUACUGCGAUCUGGCGUCUCUGAGCUCUAGCCGGCAGUUCGUCCAGAAGUUCAAGAUGAAGAAAAUCCCUCUCCACGUCCUGGUCAAUAACGCCGGGGUCAUGAUGGUCCCUCAGAGGAAAACCGUGGACGGGUUUGAGGAACACUUCGGCCUGAACUUCCUGGGCCACUUCCUGCUCACCAACCUCCUCCUGGACACCCUGAGAGAGUCGGGGUCUCCCGGCCGCAGCGCGAGGGUGGUGACCGUCUCGUCGGCCACGCACUACGUCGGCGAGCUGAACAUGGACGACCUUCAGAGCAGCAGGUGGUACUCCCCGCACGGAGCCUACGCCCAGAGCAAGCUGGCCCUCGUCCUGUUCACCUACCACCUCCAGGGGCUGCUGGCAGCCCAGGGCAGCCACGUCACCGCCAACGUGGUGGACCCCGGGGUGGUCAACACCGACCUCUACAGACACAUCUUCUGGGGCACGCGUCUGCUCAAGAAGCUGUUUGGCUGGUGGUUCCUCAAGAGCCCUGAUGAAGGAGCCUGGACCUCCCUCUACGCAGCGGUCAGCCCGGCCCUGGAAGGAGUGGGUGGCCGCUACCUUUACAACGAGAAAGAGACCAAGUCGCUCGCGGUCACGUAUGACCUGAUGCUUCAGCGACAACUGUGGGCCAGAAGUUGCCAGAUGACCGGCAUCCCGGACGUGACUGAGGGUGUCUUCUCGGAUAGCUGCCACCUCGGGAAGACUUUGUGCCCAGCUCACCACUCGCAGGUCUGUGAAGGAUCCCCUGUCUGUAUUUUUCACACCCACCUGCCCUCAUAG